AUGAAGCCUCAAUCAAUUAUUUUAUCCCUGACCGUCAUCACGGCUUCCGUAAUUUAUGCUCAAGCUUGCACAGUUUUUUUGAAUGGCACUGCAUUUAAAAGUCAAACUGGCAGCGUAGGAGGUGGAUGUUUUGGUUUGGGCGAUAAUAACAUAACUAAUGUUACGACCAGUAAUCCUGGUACCAACUACACCUUUUACCCUGGUUACGGCUGCACAGGAGCGCCACUUGCUAAUGGCACUGAUGCUACCAAUUACGAUCCGCCGAUAGUGGGAGCCAAAUCAGUCAAUAUAACCUGUCCAGAUUCAACAUAA
Molecule: messenger RNA, 312 nt
Organism: Ambispora leptoticha
Lineage: Eukaryota; Fungi; Glomeromycota; Glomeromycetes; Archaeosporales; Ambisporaceae
Source: the annotation of a GenBank genome assembly